CCAAUCCAAUAGAAACAAGGGUUCGCUCUGCUGCUGGCCUACAAGCAAGGUAAGUAGGUCCAUUACCGGCCGGCUCCGGCCCGAAAAGACCUAACGGAGUCAUCCCUUAUCUCGGAUCGGAGAUGCUAACGGGGCAGGAAUCGAAGUGUGGGGGACCUCUCUACCGCCUCUGUCUAUCUUUCCUUCCUGUCAAGUAUGCUCCCCAGACAUAGACUACGUACAGGGAAGUACUCUUGGAAAGAUAGAAUCUCACCCGUGAACAUCACAUUCAGUUACGAAUGUCACUCCCGAGGGAUCGACCACUAUUCUCAAUAUAGUAAGGCGGGGAACUCUUGUUCAUUGGAGCGCCGGAGUGCGGAGGUUGUUCCCAUCAUUGAAGUCAGGGGUGGGACUGAGCCUUCCGAAUGAGAAAGACAAAAAAGUGCUUCGUUUCGUUGGAAAAACCAACGCAAAUAUCAUAUUGACUUUCUCUCGCCCUGCUUUCUAAGGAUAGAUAGUUUAGGUGGGAGAGAGUGAAUGAAAUUCUCUCCUUUCCAAAGCUGCGCAAGGCGGCCCCCCCAGAACAAAGCCCCGCCCCUCUUUUCCCCUUUGAAUGAAAGACCCCCGCCUCGCUUCCUAUUCAUUUCUGGGUCUGGACCCGAGGGCCUUUUUUUCUCAAGAGGUGAAUUUCGAAACAAAACUCGAGCGAAGGGAAUGAAAGCUUUGAUGCUGCUAGUUGAGGCAUUCCGCCGGGAAGGAGGUUGAAGUUUUUCUCCCACAUAUAGCUGUCAAAGCUAAGAAAGAAGAUCCGUUUUCUUACGAGAAUUCGAAACAAACAGUGUCCCUCUGCUUUAGCCUGGGAGUGACGUCGCCAGGAAGAUAUGAACACCUAGUUGUGCUAAAGAAUCGGAUUACAGACCUAUUCUAUAUAAUGACUAGGUAGUUCAUCAUUCCCAAAAUAUGAAUGAAAUGAGAAAAACGGGUGACGCAUUUGACCUGUCUUGAAGGAGAUUUCCACGCACAUUGUGAUCAGAUGAACUUGCUCGAUUGCGAUAGAGCACUCGGGGGACGCUGAGCACAAACACACAAUCUCCACGAAAACAGCUGAGUUUUGAUCAUCAUUUGAUUUUCAUCAACAUUUCACAGAAGUCAACGAUCUAUUAAACAAGAAUGGUCUACCUACUGCUGAGUCUACUCGACAAGAAAGCAUCGGCAAAAUAGGGGGGAAGCUAAGAUACGAAUUCACGCACCUUUGCGCCCUCUUUCACCGAAGAGGAAAGAAGAAUCUUCCAAGCGGACAGAGACCUCCAUUUCCAUUAGAUGAUUCAUUCCUAAGCUUGCUUUGUUGCAGCAAGAUGAUCAGUCCGGGAGUGCUGGAGAGAAUAUAAAGCGGUCAAAACCUCUCUUCUUCGGUCACCGAGCAGUAGCAGUCGGACGACUCUUCACCCUUCGACGCUUCUUUUGCUGUAUAACCCCCUCCAUCCUUCGGAGGUGAAAGAAAGGUCUAAAUAGUUGAUAUAGUAGGGCCCCAGAACGCUCAAAAGGUGGGGGAACAAGAGUUGUCAUGAUAGAGAAAAAAGAAAUGACUAUAAGGAACCAACGAUUCUCUCUUCUUAAACAACCUAUAUCCUCCACACUGAAUCAGCAUUUGAUAGAUUAUCCAACCCCGAGCAAUCUUAGUUAUUGGUGGGGGUUCGGUUCGUUAGCUGGUAUUUGUUUAGUCAUUCAGAUAGUGACUGGAAUUUUUUUAGCUAUGCAUUACACACCUCAUGUGGAUCUAGCUUUCAACAGCGUAGAACACAUUAUGAGAGAUGUUGAAGGGGGUUGGCUGCUCCGUUAUAUGCAUGCUAAUGGGGCAAGUAUGUUUCUCAUUGUGGUUCACCUUCAUCUUUUUCGUGGUCUAUAUCAUGCGAGUUAUAGCAGUCCUAGGGAAUUUGUUCGGUGUAUCGGAGUUGUAAUCUUUCUAUUAAUGAUUGUGACAGCUUUUAUAGGAUACGUACCACCUUGGGGUCAGAUGAGCUUUUGGGGAGCUACAGUAAUUACAAGCUUAGCUAGCGCCAUACCUCACGUAGGAGAUACCAUAGUGACUUGGCUUUGGGGCGGUUUCUCCGUGGACAAUGCCACCUUAAAUCGUUUUUUUAGUCUUCAUCAUUUACUCCCCUUUAUUUUAGCGGGCGCCAGUAUUCUUCAUCUGGCCGCAUUGCAUCAAUAUGGAUCAAAUAAUCCAUUGGGUGUGCAUGCAGAGAUGGAUAAAAUCUCUUUUUACCCUUAUUUUUAUGUAAAAGAUCUAGUAGGUUGGGUAGCUUCUUCUAUCUUUUUUUCCAUUUGGAUUUUUUAUGCUCCUAAUGUUUUGGGGCAUCCCGACAAUUAUAUACCUGCUAAUCCGAUGCCCACCCCGCCUCAUAUUGUGCCGGAAUGGUAUUUCCUACCGAUCCAUGCCAUUCUUCGUAGUAUACCUGACAAAUCGGGAGGUGUAGCCGCAAUAGCACCAGUUUUUAUAUGUCUGUUGGCUUUACCUUUUUUGAAAAGUAUAUAUGUACGUAGUUCAAGUUUUCGCCCGAUUCACCAAGGAAUAUUUUGGUUGCUUUUGGCGGAUCGCUUACUACUAGGUUGGAUCGGAUGUCAACCUGUGGAAGCACCAUUUGUGACUAUUGGACAAAUAUCUCCUGUUGUUUUCUUCUUGUUCUUUGCCAUAAUGCCCAUUCCGGGACGAGUUGGAAGAGGAAUUCCUAAUUCUUACACCGAUGAGACGGAUCACACCUGAUCAGUGAAAAAUUAUUACACCAAGAAUUUACGAGUGAGUAUUACACCAAGAAUUUACAAGCUUAUGAGUCCCUCUUUUCACAUUCCAAGCUCUCAUUUCUAAACUUACGCCCAGGAAGCUUGAUCCAAAGCAGUGCUGAUUCACUUCUGUACUUUCUCGUCAAGAGCGGAGCGAGAUGCCCAGCUUUGCUUGUUUUGUUACGCUGGGUGGAACUCGUGCCUUCAGAAUUGAAAAAUGGAAUAGAUAGAGUAAUAUGCCACUGGCUUGGAACAUAGGGACAGGACAUUCAGUAGAUAGAAAGUCAUUAUUGUACUAUAAGAGUGUGGCAAGGUAGCAUAGCCUCGUUCGUGGCCUGGGCCUAAGGGAUAUGCAUGUAGUUGUCUAGCCAGAUCCGCGCUUGGUGAUGCGAUUUACAGAGAGUUUACACCUGUUCUAGUUACAAGCAAGAGUGGAAAUCAAAUCACUGUCUCAAAGACAAGUCCACCUUCACUCGAUACGAUACUUGAACCUAAAAUGCAUAAGCGCUCGUGAAAACUAUGAAUAAGAAAGAGCAAUCUUUCAUAUUUCCUAAUAGGUCAAAAUACCAUUAGAAGAAAAGAAGACAGUUAAGUGGCUAGUAUCACCCUUAAGGGCUUUAGCCGAUGUCUCUUUUUGAAAAACUUUAGUCGAAUAUAGAUGUGAAACCUAAGAAAUUGAGGAAGAAGCUUGCUUUGUUUGCUUUAUUGUUGCCUAUAACUAAGUCCGAAGGCUGCAGAUUGGACUGCUUCUCAGAGCAGAAAGUGAAUCAGGCAAGCCCUAUUGCUAAUUUCAUUUGAGUCGUAUUGCUUUGAACCCUCACUCGGGUCUUCUAAUUCCUUAGAAUAUGCAAGUUAGUGGAAAUCCAGAGCGUUGAGCAAGAGCAAGAAUGGGUUGUAGCAUUUACUAAAGGAUGAAAGUGGUCAGGUCACUUAUAGAGCCGGAAGAGAUAGGCGGCAGGGCAACUCAACGUUCAAUGGAUCUUGGCGCUUUGCUUUCUUUUU
Cornus florida is the source of this 3762-nucleotide messenger RNA. RefSeq names its product cytochrome b. Bases 1544 to 2743 code for a protein of 399 amino acids. Gene Ontology annotation, biological process: mitochondrial electron transport, ubiquinol to cytochrome c. The record is from RefSeq and is a predicted model, not a curated record. Gene Ontology annotation, molecular function: quinol-cytochrome-c reductase activity. The transcript has a single exon. NCBI's taxonomy places the organism in Eukaryota, Viridiplantae, Streptophyta, Magnoliopsida, Cornales, Cornaceae. Gene Ontology annotation, cellular component: membrane.